Molecule: messenger RNA, 876 nt
Organism: Thyridium curvatum
Lineage: Eukaryota; Fungi; Ascomycota; Sordariomycetes; Thyridiales; Thyridiaceae
Exons: 2
Coding region: 1-876 (291 amino acids)
Source: RefSeq, a predicted model, not a curated record
AUGGUCCAGACGUGGCUCAUUACCGGAUGCUCCAGUGGCUUCGGUGAAGAGUUUGUCCGUCAGCUCCGUGCGGCGGGAGACAAUGUCAUUGCUACAGGGCGGAACAUCGAGACGAAGCUCGCUCAUCUCAAAGACACGGGCUGCCCAAUUCUAGAGCUCGAUGUCACUUCUCCCGAAGAUGUGAUAACCGCCAGGAUAAAUGAGGCCUGGGAGAUCUACGGUGGCAUCGACGUCAUCGUGAACAAUGCAGGGUACCUGGCCAUCGGUGCCUUCGAAGACACUACGCAAGCGAACAUCGAAGCAGCCAUGAAUACCAUGUUCCACGGCCCGCUCAACAUCACGCGCGCCGCACUCGGCAAGAUGCGGCCGCUCAACAAGGGCACGAUCAUGUAUGUCAGCUCGUACUUCUCGAGGCUCGGCGCCGCCAUUGCCACGCCCUACUGCUCGGCCAAGUUUGCGCUCGCGGGCGCUGUCGAGUGCAUCGCCGAGGAGCUCGCGUUCAUGGCGCCGGGCAUCAAGCUCAUCAGCCUCGAGCCAGGCUUCUACCACACCGAGGUCCACAGCAAGUUGGUCUGCGCCGAGAACCGCGUCCCCGCCUACGCCGAGUUCAGAGAAUUUAGCUUGAAGACAACCCAGGACAUCUUUCUCGCCGCGCCGGGUGACGCCAAGAAGGGCGUCGCAAGGAUGAUUGACAUUGGGAAGGGUACGGGGCUUGCUGAGGGUAAGACGGUGCCGACGAGGUUGGUGUUGGGGUCGGAUGCGCAGGAGGUUUGUAGAAAGACGAGCCAGGAUGCGCUCAAGGUCUUGGACGAGUGGGAGGAUGUGGCGAACAGCACGGAUCUAGAUGGUUACGUGAAGCCUGCUGGAGAAGCCUAG